AUGGCUUCUACGGCAGAUUCUGCGGCCUCCAACAUGGAUCAGCAAGUCGAUCUUUCUACCAUUCCCAUCUCUCCAGACGGCGAUCGCAGUGGUGCCGAGUCCGCUAAGGAUAGUGGCAAGCUCGUUACUAUCUUCCACGACAAGGAGAACUUCAACGUAAAGCAUCAGCUCCAGAACAAGUGGACUUUGUGGUUCACCAAGCCCCUAGCGGCAAGGUAUGCGAUGGCCGCUUCCAGGUGCCCUCAACUAGGCAUCAUCCAUAAUGCUGAGUCUAAUGAAACUUGUGUGCAGGGCGAGAACUGGAAUGACCUACUGAAGAAGGUCAUCACUUUUGACUCCGUUGAAGAGUUCUGGGGCAUCUACAACAACAUUGUCCCCGUGUCCGAGCUAUCCCUCAAGGCGGAUUACCACCUUUUCAAGGAGGGCGUUCGCCCAGAAUGGGAGGACCCCCAAAACAAGCAUGGUGGCAAGUGGUCAUAUCAGUACAAGGACAAGCGAAACAUUGACAUUGAUUCGCUAUGGCUUCACGUUAUGCUGGCCGCCAUCGGCGAAACUCUUGAGGACGAAGAUGAUGGUGAGGUGAUGGGUGUCGUUGUCAACGUCCGAAAGGGCUUUUACCGUAUCGGCGUCUGGACUCGUACAAUCGGAAAGCACAUUCCCAACCGUGGAGAUGGAGACGUGGCCGGCGGCAAGGGUAGGACCCCAGCCAAGGGCCAGGAGGUUCUCUUGACCAUUGGUCGCAAGUUCAAGGAAAUCCUCAAGCUCCCCAACACUGAGGCGGUUGAGUUCUCUGGCCAUACCGACAGCGCGCACAGUGGCAGUACUCGAGCCAAGUCCAAGUUCGUGGUCUAA
Messenger RNA from Parascedosporium putredinis, 852 nucleotides. The record is from the annotation of a GenBank genome assembly. Lineage: Eukaryota; Fungi; Ascomycota; Sordariomycetes; Microascales; Microascaceae.